AUGGCUCUGAGGCUCAGCAGGCUGGUGCCACGUCGCCAAUGGACUCGCAAUGGCCUGGACUGUCGUUCUUUCAGUACCACAAAAGUCACUUUAUCCGGUCACAACAAAUGGUCCACGAUCAAGCAUGACAAGGCCAGGAAUGACAAGGCCAAGAGCAGAGAGCGCCAGAUGAUGAGCAAAGAGAUUGCCAGUGCCACACAGAUGUGGGGACCCGACAUAAAGUACAAUCCCCGUCUAGCACUCGCACUAUCGAACGCAAAGCGGGCCUCAACCCCCAAAAUCAUCAUCGAAGCCGCAAUUGCCCGAGGCCAAGGCCUCAGCAUAUCAGGCCAAGCAUUGGAAUCCCUAACGAUCGAAGCCAUGCUACCGGGCAAUGUAGCCGCUGUGGUGGAAUGUCAGACGGAUCAAAAGGCGCGCGUGCUACAAGACGUCCGCUAUCUCAUUAAAGAUAAUGGAGGGAUCGUGACUCCAACUACAUUCCUGUUCGAGCGGAAGGGAAGGGUCGUCAUGGAGAAAAAGGAAAACACCAAUUCGGACGACUACUUAGAUCAGGCUAUCGAAGCCGGAGCUGCGGAUAUCACUACAGAUGACAAGGGCCGUCUUGUGAUCUUGACGGAUCCUUCAGAGACGAAGACUGUCGGUGAGACAUUUGCGAAACUUUCCGGUCUUGCAAUUGAAGAGUUGGAGAUAUUUUGGGAUCCGAAUCGGGAUUCUAUGGUUGAGGUGCAGGAUGAAGAGCAAGCGAAAGCACUGGAGGAUCUUCUGAGUGCUUUGCGGGAAGAGCCCAGUGUUCAGGAUAUAUACAUGAACUCAGUGGAAAAGUUAUAG
This is a messenger RNA of Penicillium soppii, 828 nucleotides long. RefSeq names its product post-initiation translation factor DPC29. The transcript has 2 exons. The coding region runs from base 1 to 828 and encodes 275 amino acids. NCBI's taxonomy places the organism in Eukaryota, Fungi, Ascomycota, Eurotiomycetes, Eurotiales, Aspergillaceae. The record is from RefSeq and is a predicted model, not a curated record. Gene Ontology annotation, cellular component: mitochondrion.